UCUUUCUAGCUAGAUAUAUCUUGCAUUUAUUUGGUUAUUUUACUGUAGAAAGUGUGAUGACAACAGGACAAUGAUCAAAGUAUGAUGAUGAAAACCCGAUGAAUAACGUUAGCCCUUGCCUUGGUAACUUAGCUAGCUCUUGGUGUUUGAGUGCAACAAGUAGCUAGCUAGCACUACUUGACAUCUCUUUUUCAGGCUAGGUAGCUAUGCUUGCUAGCUAACUGGCGACCAAUAUGCCAACACUGGUUUACCAUAACCAAAUUGUGUUGCCAUAGCUAGCUUCUUAGCUUGUCAUGAGCUAUUCUCACAGCUAUUUUAACUAACCACAACAAUUGUCUUCAGCCAUAGCUAUCUAGUAGUGUUUAGUACCUAGUCUGAUUAAUCAGGUUGUAACGUUAAUACACAAUUAAUUGGUAUAUACAGCCUGACGCUAAUGCCUGCAAAAUCGUGUAAAUGUUCCUUACAAGCCAGAAUUUUGAAUUCAAUUACAUUUUAAAUUAAUCUACCGGGACAAACUAUCCAUAGGACUAUCCAUAUUGUUUACCCGACUUUUUAGAGAGCAGGUAGGUUUAUGGUUCUGUUCAGCACCGAGGUCAAAUUAGUUUUAUAUUGGAUGUUCGGUUUUUAUCUUGUCAAUAUGCCGAGCUACUGAACAAAGCAUGUCAUGACAAUGGAAAUGGUAGGCUAUUAUCUGAAUCGGGAGAAUAGAAAACAAUCAACACCUUUUUUUUGUGUGUGAAUUAAAAAAACAAAUAUUCUGAUUUAUAUCUAAACAAAAAUCUGCAAUUCCCAAAAAGGUGUGGAUUGUUCUCCCCUGAUUCAGAACCAUUUUCAUUGUCAUGGCAUGCUUUGUUGAAUAGAGCAGCUGAAGGACAAACUGCACAGACAACCAGUAGAGUAAGUUUUUAAUGUAAUUUUAUUCAACAUUCUGUCUUGUAAGGAAAAUGUACACAAUUUGCAGGCAUUACUUUAAGAAUGUAUACACCAAUUCAUUGUGUAUUACAGCCUGAUUAAUCAGACUACUCGCCACCUAGUUACGCAGUUCUCACAUCAUUAAUUGAAGUGAGCUGCCUGCCAUCUGCAAUGAUUUGACAGGCCCCUAGCCUAUUAAACUCAACGAUUUACGAUGGAGUUGGGCGGCGACUAGUGUGGGCGGACUGGAUUUAAGCACCCAAAGAAUAACACGCAAUUACACAGGAUAGUUCCAGCUAAUCCACACUGCAGGAAACGAACCUACUAACAUUUGACUCAUCCUGUUGCCUAAUCAGCUAACUACAUCCAAGUAUAGUCUUACAGGGGUAGUAUAGACUUGUCAAAGAUGCACUGUGUGACUUCAGAAGUUGUAACACAUUUUGAUCUUAAAACAGCAGCUGCCAUGGCCUCUUCGGGGUUUCGGGGUGACGUUUCCCAGGUGCGCGGCGGCCGUGACUCCAUCUUCUCUGAGGCCAUCAACCAGAAGAUGCGUGUCCCCGACCGCCUGAGAGUGGGGCCAGGCAUGGGACAGAGAUGGGAAGAGGAGCGGCAGGGGUGUGCGGAGUGUCCCGCAUCCUACAGCAUGCACAUCCCAGACAGGCUGUCUCUCACAGAUGCCCCGGACAUGAGCCCCCGUCCACUGUUCACGUCAUCCAAGCAAGGCUCAGCCCUCCCCCUGGGGCCUGCAUGGGAGGCACAGCAGCACAGUGCCUGGGACAGAGAAAGAGAACCCUACAUGAGGGAACCAGUGCAGAGUCCACUGCGUAGGUCCUACAGUGACCAGGCUUUUGGCAGGAGCGACCCUGGCACCCCCACCUGCAAACAGACACCGCACACCCCUAUCUCGUUAUAUUCGAGGCAACGUGGAGACAGUCAAAGUCAUUUGAAGUUAUUUGGCCUUGUCACUGCUUGGUUCAGCUAUACUGAACACCCAACUACUGCUGUGGUUGAGGCGCCCCCUGCGUAUGUCGAACCAGCCAGGAAAAGUGCCAUGCAGGACUCGUGGAUGAGCCCAGAUGAUGAGGGAAGUGCAGCUGUGGAGUUCAUCGUACUCAGGAGACAGGUGGUGAAGAUGAGUCGUCGUCUGGCGGGUCUGGAGAGGCAGAACGCUGAACGCAGACAGACUGAGCUGGUGCUCUUCUCCCUGUUCCUUUCUGCCUGCCUGCUCAACGGAUGGCUCUGGAUACGCAGAUAACAGACACGCGUCACUCAAACAGCCCACUCAUCUGCACUACAACCCUUGGUCCGCUCCAACCAGCUACUUUGCUCAGCUCUGCAUUCCACAUCCACUCAGCUGGGUAGUUUGUCAGUGCAUUUAUUCAUACACACGUUGGUGUUAGAUUCUGAGCACGUAUAGAUCGAAAUGGCCCAUCUCCUUUCUUUCAAGGCCAGGGGAGGAGGAAAGGAAGCAAUUUGGACCACUUAAGUAGGGCCUUGACUAUGAGGAUAAAAUGAAGGUGUUGAGAGUUAGAUGUGGACAAAUAUGGACUAAGUUUAUUGUGAAGGUGGAUGCCGGCAUAUUUCAACAUUAUCAGGGAUUGAUCCAUGUCAUGUUUGCAUAAAGGAUUGGCCAUCUCUGUGACUUGAACAGCUAAUGCUUACCACGGCUGGAGGUGGUGAUAGGAAAUGAUAGUGUUACUGCUGAGGCUCUUCUAUAUUCUUGUUGCUAAGUUGGAUAAUCAGAUUCACGUCAUAGGUCUGUCAAAACACAGCUUAUGUAAACUUUUAACAUUUCAAUCUAGUUGGUAACCACUGGUGGUGGAAUGCCAUGGGUCAGUUGGUAACUGGUCCAAAGUGUCUAGUAUACUAUUAUGGUGUGAUUUACUUGGAACUCUUCAGACUUAAAGAAGCCUAAAUUGUAAUCCGUUUCAGACAGUACAUAGGUAAUAAGGUCCUUCCGUAAGGCCUAAUUUAAUCAAGACUUUAGUAAGACUUGUGUGUCUGCGUUUGAAUGCCUGCAAUAUGAAGUGCUUUGAAGUUGGCUGCCUCAAUUUAUCCUAUGAAAUGAUAUACAGUCGUAUGUCAUGUUUUUCUCAGAAGUCAAACGACAUUAACCAUGAAUGUAAAUUUAACACUAAUUUAUUACAUGGGGUUUCUUGUUCUUUUUCCAUUUUUGAAGUUGUACUGGGUUUUCUUGUGUAUUUAAUAAAUUAGAUUUGAUAUGUUGA
Coregonus clupeaformis (lake whitefish) is the source of this 3140-nucleotide messenger RNA. Its product is annotated as mitochondrial fission factor homolog B. The transcript is spliced from 7 exons. Gene Ontology annotation, biological process: positive regulation of mitochondrial fission. NCBI's taxonomy places the organism in Eukaryota, Metazoa, Chordata, Actinopteri, Salmoniformes, Salmonidae. Gene Ontology annotation, cellular component: peroxisome; mitochondrial outer membrane. The record is from RefSeq and is a predicted model, not a curated record. Bases 1319 to 2167 code for a protein of 282 amino acids.